Messenger RNA from Rhopalosiphum maidis (corn leaf aphid), 2367 nucleotides. Its product is annotated as solute carrier family 22 member 21-like. Gene Ontology annotation, biological process: transmembrane transport. Bases 305 to 1960 code for a protein of 551 amino acids. Gene Ontology annotation, cellular component: membrane. Lineage: Eukaryota; Metazoa; Arthropoda; Insecta; Hemiptera; Aphididae. Gene Ontology annotation, molecular function: transmembrane transporter activity. The transcript has 11 exons. The record is from RefSeq and is a predicted model, not a curated record.
UGUCUGCGGCGUCUUUGGCGUACGUCCAUACACGGCGACCCCACGACGCUCGCAGAACACAGCCCCCGCGAAACUCGUGACCAGACUGUUGUCGCCGUCCUCCUCGCCGUUUUCAGUGGUAGACGCGCACCCGCUCGCAGUCGUCACAGUUUACGCCGACGACAGUCGUGCAUGCGCGCACGUUGCCGCCGCGGUCUCGUCGCACGUGCUUUUUUUCUCCGAUCAAACCGCAGGGACUGUGAUAAUAAUAAAAAUAAUCGUAUUGAUAUAGCCGUUACCGUUCCAGAACCUGAUCGCCGCCAAGAUGUUGUACCAAGAAGUGAACUCCGGAGAAAUAAUGGAUUUAGACGAGAUCUUAAGCAACUUUGGAUUGGGCUCAUACCAAGUAACCGUCUGUGCUCUGAUGGGACUCGUGCUUAUGUACUCAAACAUAUCACCGCUUAGUUAUGCUAUUACAGCUAGUGACCUUAAAUACAGAUGCGAAAUCCCGCAGUGUGAUGAUAUUGAAAAUCCAAUAUACGAUCCGGUUUGGUUAAAUCGCGUGGUACCUUUUAAUGAAAAGACCAUAGAGCCAUACAAAUGUCUAAAAUACCACUACCAGCCGACUAUAAACGGGACAGACACCUCUGCUAAUGGCACUUGUAAUUUCAAAGCAUUCGAUGAAAAUUCCAAAGAGAGGUGCAACAAAUGGGUAUUUGGUGAAACAGAAAGAACGAUAGUGAACGAUUUUGGUAUUAUGUGCGAGGAAAACAAAUGGAAACUCAGUAUGGUGGGAACCAUCAACAGCAUUGGUCAGUUUGUUGGAAUUCCUUUAGCAGGAUUUAUUUCAGACAAGUAUGGACGCAAGUUUAUCUUAAUUAUAGGAUCAGUUUCAUCGGCCAUACUCGGCACAGCCCGGUCUUUCACUACCGAUUACUACUCAUUCCUCCUUUUCGAACUUUUGGAUUCCAUGGCUUCCAGUGGAGUGUAUGCAGCCACAUUUGUAUUAGGUCUAGAAUUAGUCAGUCCAAAAUCACGGGUUACCGUCAGUACUCUGAUGGGCUGUUUCUAUCCCAUGGGUGCGGUUAUCAUGGGCUUCGCGGCUUACAUGAUUCUCGAUUGGCGGAUAAUGCUUAGGGUACUUUACUUGCCCGGACUUCUUAUAUUAGGAUAUGCUUGGUAUGUGCCAGAAUCUAUGCGAUGGCUUCAAACUCAAAACCGAAUCGAAGAAAUGGCUAACGUACUGUCCAAAGUUGCUAAAUCUAAUGGAAAAACACUACCAUCUAGCGUUAAAGAAGCACUGAUCGCUAACACCAAAGCCAAUUCCGACGCAACAAACUCGCCCGACGAAAGCCAAUUAUCUUGUACUAAAUUAAUGAGUAAAAUAUUUAGUUCAAAGGAGAUUUUCCUGCGACUGGUCAACUGUUCAUUUUGCUGGACAACGAUUACGUUAGUUUAUUACGGCCUUUCAUUAACUUCUGUGGAGUUCUCCGGUAACAAAUACUUGAACUUUAUGCUUGUAAACAUUGUAGAAGUACCAGCGUUUUUGACAUCAUGGUACUUCAUGGAACACUAUUCCAGACGAAAUACUCAAGCGUUUUCAUUCCUCUUCAGUGGCAUCGGGUGUAUUAUGGUCAACUUAAUACCUACACAUUAUUUGUGGGUGAAACUGACAUUGUUCUUGAGCAGCAAGUACGCCAUCACCAUGGCAUUUAACACCAUGUAUGUGUUCACCGCAGAGAUGUUCCCCACCGAACUUCGUAUGUCACUAUUUGGUAUAGCUUCCAUGUUUGGUCGAAUGGGUUCUAUGUUCGCUCCACAGAUGACGCUAUUGAGUGCAUAUUUUGGACCAUACAUACCAAUCUUGUUGUUCGGAAUCAUAUCGUUUAUGGCGGGAGCGUUAGCUUUCUUGUUCCCUGAAACAAAAGAUCAAAAAUUACCUGACACAGUAAAACAAGCUGAAUUCGUUGGAGAGGUCUAAAAAGGUUCUAAAUUGUUCGAAAUUCAACGAGAAUACACCACGAGAAAACACAUGUAUUGCAGUCGUGCCUUAUGAAAUUUGUACAUUAGUUUUAUUUUUAAUAAUGAUUCCAUGUGUCUCAUAACGUACUAUAAUUUAUUUUUUUAAUCAUCUAACACUAAGCAAUAGUAUUUUAUAAUCAUUAAGAGAAGGAAACAAGUUUCUAUAAUCAUUAAGUCCACAUCAUUCAUGUGUAAUAACUCCACUAACUGUGCAUGUAUGUAUUCAUAAUAUAUAUAUAUAUAUACAUUACACAAUCUGGAUCAUUUUUAAUGUAUAUACAAUAAAUAUAUUACAUAAUAUUAUGUAAUGGUAAAUAAUAUCUCAACAAAUUCCAUUUCCUCACCCUUUUUUUCGGGUGUUCUUUU